This is a messenger RNA of Prorocentrum cordatum, 252 nucleotides long. Lineage: Eukaryota; Dinophyceae; Prorocentrales; Prorocentraceae. The record is from the annotation of a GenBank genome assembly.
GACUUCAGCAAUUUCUGGGACGUGAUCGAGGAGGCCCUGCAGCCCCAGGACGGGCUUCCCGCCGGGAAGCGCGCGGAGAUCGUGGCCAGACAGGGCCGGGAGCUGGCGGACACGUACCUCUCCGAGCGGGGCAUCGACUGUUACGUCAACAUGUACCUCACUGAGUACUACAUCCCGCUGUGGAGCAGGGCGCGCUUUAUCCACGGCGAUCCGCUGCUGAACUCCACGCUGCAGAUGCGGCUGGACGACGCG